AGAGAGACAGUGAUCACACUGCUUCCCUGUUCUCACCCACCAACUCUCGGAGCAGGAACCGGUUCGCUUCACUGGCAAAGAAUCUCUAAAGGGGAGGAGGGGAAGACAACAAAGUGGGAUCGUUUCUAAACGUGUUUAUCUUUGGAUGAUCAUUUGCGUUUUUGCAGAUUCUGGAUCCUGCCCUUUCCGACUCCUCCUGUCGUGCUGCAGCUCUGAGAGGAGUGAAUCUCCUUUGUGUUGCUCUGCAGUUGUUUUAUUUCUCUUCAACUUCUGCCUCCUGUUUCAGCGAACAGAGAGGGUUUGUUUCCGCCUCUCUGUCGCUCUAAACGGAAUGAAUGACAAAAACAAAGGAGGUUGAUGUCCAUAACUCUGCGACUCACUUCUUCGCCUCGCCCAAACAACGGAGACUCCAUCUCCGGCAGAAGAUGGAAAGCGGAGGCGGGACGGAGAGCUCGGACAGCGGCCAGGCGCAGCACGCGGUGCCCGGUCAGCCGCCCCGGUCCGAGGCUCCCGGGCUUCCCGCUCCGAAGACUGGCGAGAAGAAAAAGAGUAACCGUGCGCCAUCCCCGGCUAGACCGAAGGACGUGCCCGGCUGGUCGUUUACAAAGAUCCGCGGAGGGAUUGGGACCCCGACCCUGAGCGUCAAGCCCGGAGCCAUCCAUCUGGGUAGCCGCGUUUCCAGACGCAGCCCGGUGGGGAGCCUCGCUGGGAUGGAAGGAAAAGCGGAGAAAUGUGGUGGUAAAACGGGAGGCAAGUCAUCUCUCUCCGGCGGAAGCGUGUCCAAGUCCCCGGCAUCCAAGACGGCUAAAAGCACCAGCGCGCGGAGAAAGGUGUCGGACGCCAGCACUGGAUCCGAUGAUUUAUCCAAGGACUCCGGAUGCGCCGCCGGGAAGCUCUCCCCGACCGACAGCAGCUCCGAGCUGUCGGACUGCGCCUCCGAGGAGAACAAGCUGUCGGCGGAUGCUGGGAGCAGCGACGCCGAGUCCAGGAGCAGCCGCGGCCCGGACGGAGAGAAGCCGCUCGGGGACAGAGCUGCUUCACAAGCCGCUACCAAGACCACCUGCUCCGCCGCAGAGAGACACGAUAAGAACCGACCUAAUCCGGGCAUCGACACCGCUGAGGGGAGCACUUCACCCGGCGAGGAGCGCUCGGUGACCUCGUUUGACAGCAGGGUGCCCGCCAGCACAUCCCUGGCGUUCUCAGACCUCACGGAGGAGUUUACGGACGGCAUGUAUGAGGAGUACCUCAGGGAGAUAGAGGAGCUCAGGUCUGAGAAUGAUUACCUCAAAGACGAGAUGGAGGAGUUGAGGUCUGAGAUGCUGGAGAUGAGGGACAUGUACCUGGAGGAAGAUGUUUACCAACUGCAGGAACUGCGGCAACAGCUUGAGCAGGCCAACAAGACCUGUCGUAUCCUGCAAUACCGGCUGAGGAAAUCAGAGCGACGCUCUCUCCGGGUGGCGCAGACAGGGCACGUGGACGGAGAACUGAUAAGGACACUGGAGCAAGAUGUAAAGGUGGCGAAGGACGUGUCCAUCCGUCUCCACAGCCAGCUGGACAGCGUGGAGAAGAAGAGGAGCCGUCUGGAGAAAGAGAACGAGGAGCUUAGGGUCCGACUGCAGGAGCUGGAGGUCGCCAAACAAGUCCUGCAGCAAGAAAUCGACAAGAACUCCCAGAAGAAAGGAGGAGCACGCGCCAACAACAAAGCUGACAAGAAGCCUGCUGCUCAGGAGGACAGCUCAGACCUGAAGUGUCAGCUCCACUUUGCCAAGGAGGAAUCGGCCCUGAUGUGCAAGAAGCUGACCAAGCUGGUGAAGGACGGUGAGGCCAUGAAGGAGGAGCUGGCCAAGUACAGGUCCAUGUACGGAGAUGUCAACGCCUCGCUGACCGUGGAGGAGGUUGCUGACUCCCCACACACCCGUGAAGCUGAGGUCAGAGUUCACCUGAAGCUGGUGGAGGAGGAGGCCAACCUGUUGAGUCGACGCAUCGUGGAGCUGGAGGUGGAGAACCGGGGCCUCCGCGCCGAAAUGGACGACAUGAAGGGGUCGCAGGAUAGUCCUCAAGAUCUCACAGGUGGUGGUGGUGGUUCUGGACCAGGCCUUUCGGGAGGAGCCGCCGUUCUUGGAGGAGGAGUGUUUUCUGAAAACGUCAUGGAGCUCCAGAGGCACCUCCAGUUCGUGGAGGAGGAGGCGGAGCUGCUGAGGAGGUCCCUGAUCGAGAUGGAGGAACAGAACAAGCUGCUGAUGAACGAGAUCAACCGCUACAAAUCCGAACUCCCACCUACAACAUCGUCGCUGUCAUCCAGCUCGCUGAUGUCUCUGACAGAUGGGCGGCUCAACGAUAGCCCCGCCCACUCUGUACAGGAAGGGGCGGUGCUUAUUAGUACUGACAGCCCGACCCAUGAGGAGGAGCUCCGAUCGGCCCAGCUUCAGGUCGGAGAACUGAGUGGGAAAGUGAAGAAGCUGCAGUACGAGAACCGCGUGCUACUGUCCAACCUGCAGCGCUGUGACCUUGCCUCGUAUCACGCUCCUUCCUCCUCAUCGUCAUCGAGACUGGCGCUGGAGACUGAUGCAGAGGCAGGAGACUCCGCUGAAUGCCUACCCUUCAGCCCGCCCCAUCGGAAAGAGCCCGUUGGCGGAGAGAACGAAUCCGUUGAGAUCAAUGAGCAGAAAAAGACGAUGGAGGACAACGCUGGUGCACCAGCCUCACUCCUAGGGCGCCUCGGGCAGAAGGACCAUGAUGCCCUUCUGGCCAUGAGGGGCCAGGCCCGUUUGGUUUCCACGGCAAUACAGCUGCUGACCUCCCCCGAGUCCAACUGCCUCUCAUCCUCACCUUUAGUGUAUCACAAGGUGUGCAGCAAUGAGGCAGCAGAGUGCGACCUUGAGAAACCUCCGCCUCUCUCCCAGAUGUCAGAGCUGUCUGAUCUGGUGGACCUUCCUCUGGUUGGCGCUCUGACCAGCAGGCUUCAGGUGCUGCACUCCCAGCUGCAGGUCUUUGUGGAGCAGGUAGAUGCCCUGGGUACGCCUCAGGUGGACGGAGAUGGACAGGAUCAGGAAGUGGAGGAAAAGCAGCUCGAUUAUAGGGACCGAUCAGAGCCAGACGUGAACGAUGAAACUGAGGAGACGAGCCAAUCUGUCAGCCAGGAGUCGCCGAAUCAGGAACGCAGCCAGAUGGAACGGGAGGGGAAGGAGACGGAUCAGGCGUUGUCCAUCCAGGCCACUGACCUUCAGGCUCAGCUGUCCAAAGCAGAGGAAUCGGUCCAAAAGACUCGGGAAGAACUGGAGAAAAACCGGCAGAGUGACAGUCACAAACUCUCCCAGCUGCAGGAGGAGCACCAGAAAGCCCUGAUCCGACGGGACUUCCAGCUGCAGAGUCUGGCCGUGCAGGCUCGGCUGCAGCAGAAGCUGUGGAGCCAGGAGAGGACUCUGCUGGUUCAGGAGUCCCAGCACCUCAAACAGGCUCUGUUGCUGCUGAGUCUCAAACUUCGCUGCUUCCUCAAACAGUGGAGGCUGGGCUGCAAGAAGGACGCAGAGUGGAAAGAUGUCCUGGAGAUGAACAGCUUGAACGACCUGUACUUGUUGUUGGAGGAGGAGAACCUGUCCACAAACCAAACGGACAAGCAAGGAGCUGCAGAAGAACUCAGCCAGACUAUAAAGUCGAGCGCCGUGAGCAGCACCUUGGCCGACCUGAGGGUCGCCCUGCAGGAUCUGAGCGCAGAGCUACGGCAGGAGAGACAGGGCUCGCAGGAACUCACCCAACAGUUCGCUAAAGCCAAGGCAUCUUGGGAAGUGGAGAGGACUGAGCUGAAGAGCAUCAUCACACAGCUUGAGAGCAAAGCUGGCAAAGCCACAGCAGCCCUGUCUGCCCCUGAAACCCUAGACCCCAUCGACCUGAAGGUGGCACUGAAGAAGGAGCGUGAGGAGCACCAGCACCUCCUCGCGGAGUCCUACGCAGCAGUGAUGGACCUAACCAAACAGCUUCAGAUCGGAGAGAGAAACUGGAGCAGGGAGAAGGUGGAGCUGCUGGAGAGGUUCAGCAGGGAGAGAGCUCAGUGGGAACAGAGACUCAGAGAGGCCGCGGCGCAGCAGGAGAAGCCGAAGCCGCUGGGCGACGAGUCAGACAUGGUGGCUGCUCGCGGAUCGGCGUUGCAGAGGGUCAAAUCCUCCAUGGAGUUGGAGGCUGGAGAGACGGACCGUCAGGGCGAGAAGAUGCACUUUGAUGCCCCGCCUCUUUUUAAUCGCACUGAGCUCUGUGACCUCACCAGGAAGAACUGGACCUACCUGACCAAUCAGACCCCAGAGACUACGGACAGCUGUAAAACCUGGGACGGUCCCAGCGUCUCCCACAGCAGCUUAGUGGAGUCCCAGUCUGAUCUGGAGUUUGUGCAGAGAAGCUACACCGCUCCAGAUCGCUCCGGUAUCCGGAUCUACUACAGCCCUCCGGCUGUGAGACGCGUGGAGCCCCGGAGAAGAAACCUGGAACCCGUAGAUCCUCCUCCACCUGGGAGCUCCUCUCUGGGACACAAAGACGCUCUGAGCUCCUUUCACACUGAGCCGCCAGCGUCCUCCUUCACUUCCUCCUACGAGCAGUGGCUGAGCUCGCUGUCCAAGCAGCACCGAGAGCUGCUGGAGAGCAGGAGCAGCUGCAUCUCCAGCUCCAUGCCCAGCAUCGUCAUUAGCAACGUGAGCUCCGGGGCGGAUAACAGAGUGGUCGAUGGGAUGACGCCCACUUCUCCUUUCCACAACCUGGACAUUGGAGAGAUUUCAGCAAACUUAAGUGACGACAUGAAGGAAAUGACCAACUGUGUCCGCCAGGCCAUCAGGUCUUCUUCUCUGGAGAGGAAAUCCAGCAAGGAACCUGGAAAUCAGCUGGUGGGAGUAUGCACCAGGUCCACUCAGACCUCUGCUCAGAAUGUCAGCGUUGGGCUUCAAACGGAGAACUUCCCCAGCAGCAGGGGGGCGGGACUACACCCCAAGGCCUGGUCUCCUCGUCCAUCUCCCGCCACCACCUCCUCUCUGGCAUCAGCCCGGACUCGGCAGAUCUCUACGUCUCUGGAUAAAGUUCACAGCCGUAUCGACCGGCCGUGCUGCUCCCCCAAAUAUGGAUCUCCAAAAUUACAACGCAGGGUCUCAUCUGGCUCCACCUCCAGACUGGACAGCCCGUCUUCCAACAGGGACCGCAGCCUGUGGAGCCUCCAGCAGAGGCCUAUUAGUGGGGGUGGGGGCUCGGCGUGGGCUCGCUCCACCACCACGAGGGACAGCCCCGUCCUGAAUGGCCUCACCGAUGGCCUCUCCAGCCUGUUCAGUGUGGUGGAACACUCUGGAAGCACGGAAUCACUCUGGAGACCUGAAAUAGGAGCCAGCCAGACCGCCAGCCCAGCUCGGCAGCCUCACGCUGCAGGAAAACCAUCCGGAGCUGGGGUCUGUGGAUCUGAUUCCAGCUCCCAGCGGUAUGGAGGACUGGUACAAGAGCUCUAUGGGAACGUCUGCAGCAGCCGUAGCCCAGUAGGAGUCACCCUGCCUGGGGAGAGAGCACACAGAGACUCCCUUGGCAACCUUGGAAGCGUGAGUGUGUUGGGAGGAAUCAGAGAUGUGGAUGAACCCAAGUCGGACUGUGUCCCAGCGGGAGUCGGAGGACCCGGCUGCGACACCGUGACUAGGAUUGUCAACAAGAGGUUUAUGAGGCAGACGGCUGGGGAGGAAAUGAUCAGCAUCAUGGGAGGAGGGAAGGAAAUGACGAGCAGCGCCGCGGCCGCCGGACCAGGCACGGAGGAAGCUCCAUGUGACUGCGCCGCUCAGUCUUGUGUCGCCCGACCAUCGAGAGCAGCCGCACGCCACUGCAAGCAUCGUCCGCAAGAAGCUCCAGCGGCAGCAGAGGAGAAAGGAGACGCCUGCGCCGAGUGACGCCCCCACGCAGAAAUCUAAGCACAUUCGCUUCCUAACAAACACCACUGCCAUGACACGGCUCCUCACGUCACCAACAGUACAUACACACCUCCAAGCGCACUGCCAAACCCAACACACACAGAGUGAUAGCACACAGCUCUGACUGCCUGACAAACCUACUGCCACACACACACACACACAAACACACUCUUUCACACUCACAGACACACACAAUCCAUCUUGGAUGCCAAGGACAGGUCCAACUUGACAAAUCUACCAGCAAAACCGAACACGGACACCGUCACCUCCUCCAAACAAGAAUUAUUCUGACCUAAGGAGAGUUUAACAGGUAUGAUAUCAGGACUGGAUCUACUCAACUAAACCUUCUUAGUCCAGAUCAUUCAUCAGAAGGACUUCACCUCACUGUUGAGUAUCACUUGGAGCUGUAGGAUAAACACUUUUACCAAAAUAAUCCAUUCAUGGGUUCCACAUCAUGCAUGGAUUUAAAUGUAAAUGAUCCUUAAUUUAUGGGUUUGAUGAAAAAUGGGCUUGUUUUAGAGUGCAGGGAGGAUGAAGGAUUCAUCCUUAAACCAUCGAGGGUGAAUCUGAUGAAGACAUGAACACAGCAUGAAACUGGGAGCAAAACAUACAAAUUAAAUCCAUUUCAUUAGAACAAACAGACCCUUUGGUUUGCAUUUGGGUGAAAAACAUUAACAGUAAUCAAACAUGCAUUCAAGCCACAGCUGAGUUCAGUCUAACACUUAAAGCUUUGGUCUGUAAACUCUUCACUCUAAAAAAAUGUUGAAUUUACUUACAUCAGUUGGUUCCACUACACUUAGUUUAAAUGUGCAGAGAAUUACAUGUUGUCCUUUUACAAGAAAAUGUACAUUACUCUUUACAUUUAGUCACUAGGUUUAGUGGACUCAGUUGACGUAACUUGGUUAAGUAAAUUCAACAAUUCAUUUUUUAAAGUGUAUCAAAAUAAUUUAGAAAAGGUAGCAUAAAUGUUUUUUUAAACAAGAUUGUAAAGUCGGUGACAUUUGCACUUAGAAGCAAUGGAAGUUAUAAAUAAUUUCAAGGAUUUGUGAAAUACAUUUUUAUCAUUUUAAAAAUAUUUUUAUUUAUUGAAGUGUAUUUUUUUUUUAUUUUUAAACUAAAUAUCAAACAACUUAAGCUGGGAUGUCUGUGCAAACAUGAGACACAGAUGUCUUGUUCUUUUACAGAGGAAAAGGUAAAUUUGGACAUUUUUUUCUUCCUUCUAUUUAUUAGUUUUAUGUCCUACACUCUAAAAAAUAAACUGCUGAGUUUACUUAACCUUGUUGCUUUAAUGUAAAGAGUAACAUACAUCUAGUUUUGACAUAAUUUAUAACAAUGUAUAUUAUUCUUUACAUUGAAACAGUUGACAUAACUUAAGUAAAUUCAACAUUUCCUUUCUUACAGUGUGGCUUUUUUCUAAUCAAUCAGCUGAUUAAGUGCCUGUUAGUUUGUCUUUUAGUCGGCUCACACUGAACUCUAAAAAACACACAAACCAAACAUCCUGUUUAUUAAUUUUAUAAAGGAUUUUAUGUAUCAGCUUGUACUAAAUUUACAGUAAAGUACUGUAUCUUGAUGGAAAAACUAAAUGGUGCAGAAAGACAUAAUAUACAUCUUUAAAUGUCAUUUUUAUGUUAAGGAAUAUUCUGGAAACAGCGGUAAUUUUUUUUUAAUGAUGACUUAUUGUUAGUAUGUUGUUGUUCUGGUGCUACUGGUUGUGUGAGUGGCAGCCUGACGAUUGUGAGUCUCUACACACAGUUUAGUGACUCAGCAAUCUAAAAUUGGGCAUUACAGUAACACACACUUAGGGAAACCCACAGUCUCAGUGCUGCUGCCUGUCUCAAAACCAUCUGCACGAACCCUGAAUGCCACACAGCUGGGUCUUCUGUUUUUAUUUAAAUAAAUACCCCACUUUUAUAUGGAUUUAGCCAAGAAAUGUGGUUAAAUUACACAGAACCUGUUAUUUUAUCUCUCAUUAUUCUCAAUAAAGAGGCAGCUAUAAUUGGCAUUAAUAUGUCAGACUUUACUUGUUGAAAUUAAAUUAAUCUUAAUAGAUUUGAAGUAUUUUAAAACAACAAGGAAACCCUUACUUACUAGGUAACAUGUACUGGUACUGUUGGUAGAAACCAUUUUACACUGUAAGAAAUAAAAUGUUGAAUUUACUUAACCAAGUUACACACAUUUACUUUUAAAGUAACACAGAGCAGUUUCCUGCUCCUCCUCCCUCCUGGUUGAAAGUGAAAUUACAACUAUUGUAAACAACCCUGCAGCAGCCUGCUGUAGCUAGCUCUAACAAUGAGCUAACACUAACACGAGCCAACUAAUACUAAAAUAAACCACAAGGUAAAAUGAUCCACACUGUUGGACAAAAAAUAUUAAUACUUACAAGUCCAGUAGCAACAAAGCCAGGUCACCAUCAGUCCUUGAUUUUGUAAUCUACUUUAGCUCCCUCAAACUAGCAUAGGCCACGCUGAGGUUCACUCUGGUUUUAGCUUUUAGCUUCACCUCCAAAGACAUUACUCUCUUACUUCUGCCAUAAUGCCAAGAGAAAAAGCAAACAUAAUUUUCUUCGUCUUGUGCUUUUUAUUGAUGAUCAGCGAACUGACAACGCUAACCACUAGCAUUACAGCUAAUAGCUGUAAAGCAGGUAGAGAGCAUCCCUUAUAGGGCACCUAUCCACUCCACAAACUAGCCAUUGCGUGUUUUGGUCAGCAAAGGGCUGCAGAGUGGUUUCAAAUAUGAAACAGGUCAAGUUUCUAACCCAACAAUCACUGAGACGAAUGUUAAAGCUGUAGCUUAAGUUUCUAUUGCUACUUUAACAUAGCAACGAAUAAAAAUGUAUAUUACUCUUUACAUUUAAGCAACUGGGUUUAGUGGAACCGUUGACAUAACUUGGUUAAAUAAAUGAAACAUUUUAUUUCUUCGAGUAUACGAGAAUGAAGAAUUAGUUUAAUCAAACAGUUAGCGUUUGUUCAGCUACACUGCAACACAUAUCAGUCAUUUUUAAGUUGUUUCUAAGGAAUAUUAAAUGAUAUAUAUAAUUAUGAAAAUUACACAUUAUGGCAUACCGUAUACCUAAUUUUCAUUCUGAAAUACAAUUCAGUCUGUAUUGGUUUUUUUUUUUCUGAAAUCUUUAGAACAUUUUUUCAAAAACAAACAAAAGAAAACGAAACUACUUAAAUUUCCUAUGCAGGAUACAUUAUUACAAUGCAGACUGUUGCUUUUAACAUAUUGUUCAUAUUUUAGACUGUUAAAAGUGAAUUAUUUAUUCAAAUAUGAUCAGUUUGCUGCUUUUUUUAGACUAAAAAUCUGAAGUGUUUUAACUAAGUUGGGUUUUUACCUAUUUUAACUGCAGAGAUCCAAAAUAUGUCAUUGGGAGACAUUAUUUUUAUUUAUUGCUGAAACUUCUUGGAUGUCAAUAACCCUUUAGGUGUAUUUGUUUAAACCGUAGGGAGAAACUACGUUGAAGAGCAAGUCACCCCCAAAUCAACAUUUUUUUUUGGCUGAUAAACUAUAUAAAUAAGUGUCUAAUCGUGCUGUAGACACAUGUAGUCAAUAAUUUUACACUUUAGUCUUAGUUAAUUUAAAAAUGUUCUGCCUAAAACUGUCAGUGUUGUGCCGUUGUCAGGUAAAAACUCUACACUGCAUUUGAAUUUAAAUCCGCCAUCGCUAUUGGUUAAGAGGUACACUAUGAAGUUGGCUGGUACAUUAUGAUGUCACAAUGUCAUUGUGAACCUGUGUGUGUAUUUGUUAGCAGCUCCGCCCUCUCGGUCUGCGAGGCAACAGCAUUUAUCGCAUUUUUCAAACAGGAAGUGGGAGUGGGGUAAGACUCUGUUAGGGGUCACUUGCUCUUUAAAGUCAGUCAUUCCAGUGUGGCAGGGAUUGUGGCAGGGAUUUUGUUUUUAUUUAUUUUAAAUACGUGUUAUUUUGAUCAAUUGGUAACUUUUAUUAGCAUUUCUUCUCACAUAUAUAUGAAACUCUGGGCAGAAGGUUUACCAAAUUCUGUUCUACCUCUUAUACUCUGCAAUCAUCAAACAACAAAACCAUAUUUUUGUAUAAUUGUCAUGAAAAAUUCACGUUUUGAUGACUUUUGUUGUCAUUGAAUCUUACACAAGGCCCCUUUAGUGCCUUUCUGCUACAAAAAGUGUCUUGUUUUUAUUAAGCUAUUUCAUUUUUCUGCACAUAUUUGACUCAAAAUAGGUACCAGAACAUAUUUGCAAAUGUCCACGUGUGGAAUUUAUUUUAAAUGUCAGAAUUUGUUGGCUGUGUUUUUAGAAUUUCCAGUUAUAAUUCAAAGUGCUCCCUUGGAAACUAACCUAUUUUUGGGCAGUCGCUCAAGAUGUUUACAUCUCUUAGCGCUAUUAAAGAAUCUCACUCUUAGUCCUUGUGUUUAUUCCCACAUGAAGGAAUUUGGCUGAAACAUUUUAAAUGAUCAUUUUUAUUACUUUUUAUAUUAAAUUUCUAACACAACACCAGAUGAAACCAGACUACAUCUCAGAUCCUGCGUUCAAACAUUUACUAACUGAGAAGUAAUCCAGGUCACAGCAUCGCCAGCCAAUGAGGGGGGAUGUCCUACCUUGCAUGGCACAAACCCUCUUGUUCCUAUGUAAUCCUGACAACAUGAUGAUUUCCUACUUGUGUGAUGUUUCCAUACCAUUCAUAAGAUUAUUUCAUGCUGGGAUUAUGUAGAUAAAACACUUAGCUGUUCUUAAAGGUAGCUGAACUUACCUGCUUGUAUAUAAGCUUUGUAUAAUCUCUCUUUUUAGUUUAAUAAUGCUUGAUUUUUGGAUAAAAGGAGAUUGCAAUGAAAAGCUGUCUAUGAUGAGUACAAGGUUAAGAGCGGUUUCCAUACCAUGCUCCGUUAUUUUCUUUGAGAAAAGCUGAAUGUCAACAGCUGAUCUGAUGCAGGUCGCUGUGGAAAUAUGUAGCUGUCUCCUUCUGCGGCCUCUGUACAUAGAUGCAUUUUAAAGACGAAUGACAAAAUAAAAACAGCAUCAAAUAUAAUAAAAGGGUAAGAAAAUCGUGUCCCACUAGGAUUUUUAAAGGGUGCGUCUGUUUUUCCAGCAGAUAUCUUGUCAAACGAGAUCUAACUGCCUCCUGUUUGUCAUAGAAAUCACAAAUAAAUGUUUCAUUGAUUUUAA
Nothobranchius furzeri (turquoise killifish) is the source of this 11056-nucleotide messenger RNA. It is a transcript of the gene mtcl2, whose product is annotated as microtubule crosslinking factor 2. Gene Ontology annotation, biological process: regulation of autophagy. The record is from RefSeq and is a predicted model, not a curated record. NCBI's taxonomy places the organism in Eukaryota, Metazoa, Chordata, Actinopteri, Cyprinodontiformes, Nothobranchiidae.